This is a messenger RNA of Condylostylus longicornis, 2722 nucleotides long. Its product is annotated as serine protease inhibitor dipetalogastin. Gene Ontology annotation, biological process: multicellular organism development; cell differentiation. Gene Ontology annotation, molecular function: protein binding. Bases 488 to 2374 code for a protein of 628 amino acids. The transcript is spliced from 7 exons. The record is from RefSeq and is a predicted model, not a curated record. NCBI's taxonomy places the organism in Eukaryota, Metazoa, Arthropoda, Insecta, Diptera, Dolichopodidae.
AAAUAAAUAAAAUUAAUUAAAUUAAAAAAAAAAAAUAUUAAUUUUUUUAAAUUUAAAAAAUAAAUUAGGAAAAAAAAAUUAUUUUUAAAAGUCAAAGGAAAGCAAAAAAAACAAACAAUAAUUUAAAUUUUAAAUACUAUAUUUUAUUUUGUUGUGAUCCCUGAUCUUCAGUCAUUCGGAAAAUUGGAAAAAGAGAAAUCCGGAAAAAUAUCAAAAGAAAGAAAACUUCACUUUAAUAAAUUUAAACAAUAAAAAAUAAAAAUAAUAAUAAUAAUAAUAUACCAAAAAAAAACAAAUUAAAAAGAAGAAAUUAAAAACACACAUGCACAUAAAUAAAUAAAUGCAUAUGAACUGCAUAAUUUAAUGUACUUUAGUAGUAUAACACUCUUAAUAAAACUCUUAAAAAACAAAAAAAAAAAUAAAAAUUAAAUGAGGUUUUUGUUUUUUAAUUAAAUUAUUAAAUAAAACUAUAUAAAAUUUAUUCAAUAUGUGGAAGGAAAUUGGUAUUGCAAUAAUAUUUUUAAUCUGUGGAAUAUAUUGUGAAGAUUCACCAAUACGUGUUAUAACAGUAAAUUUUAAUCGAAAUUCACCACAUUUUGAUGAAAUUGAAAAUUCUCCUGAUGAUAAUAUACCUACUAUUUUAGAAGAUGAUAGUAACGAUUAUAGUGAUAUAGUAUCAUCAUCAGUAUCAUCAUCAGUAAUAUUAGAUGAUACAACAAUACAACCAUUUUUUGUAACAACAAUACAGUCGUCGAAUAAUAAUAAUAAUAAAAAUAAAAAUGAUACAUUAAUAAUAACAAAAUUACGGAGUAGAAAUUCUAACAAUAGUAAUAAUAAUGGUAUAAUAGGUGUAAGACAAAAUCGUGCAUCAAAUAGUAAUUGUCCUAGAUCAUGUCCACCAGUAACAACACCACCAGAACCAGUAUGUGGAAGUGAUGGUAUAAUUUAUGCAAAUAUAUGUGAAAUGAAAAAACGUACAUGCUCAAGAAUACCAGUUAAUCAAGUCAAGGAAGAUAAAGAGGGAUGUGAAAGAGCUAAAGGAUCUGAUUGUAAACAUCGUUGUCCAACUGAAAAAGAUUUAGUUUGUGGUUCAGAUGGCCGUACAUAUUUAAAUAGAUGUAUGCUACGAGUACAAUCGUGCCGUGUUGGAGCUUCUGCACUUACUUUAUCACAUGUUGGACCAUGUACUAAUACAAGUGCUAUAAGAGAAUCAUGUCCAGUAAAUUGUGAUAGCGCACCAAGAGAUGGACCAGUUUGUGCUUCUGAUGGCAACGUGUAUAAUUCAACAUGUGAAAUGAAACUUUUAACAUGUGGUCAAGGUGUUGUUAAAACAAAUCGUAAACAUUGUCAAAGUACUAGAAUGUGUCGUGAAUCAUGCUGGAGAGUAGCAAGACCAACAUGCGGUUCUGAUGGACGUUUAUAUGCUAGUCCAUGUAAAAUGAGAUCAUCAAAUUGUGGUAAACAUAUAUUUGAGGUACCAUUAUCAUAUUGUAUGUCACAGGAGCAACGUACAUCAAAUGAUGAAAAAUUAGAUUGUCCAACUGAAUGUUCAAAAAAUGAUACACAAUAUGUAUGUGGUAGCGAUGGCAAUGUAUAUACAUCAUUAUGUGAAUUAAAAAUGUUAAAUUGUGGAUCAUAUCGUAAAGCGAUACGUAAAGUUAGUAUGGAUAAAUGUAAAAGUCGUUUAAAUCGUUGUAAACAAUUACCAACAUGUAAAGAAUUUAAUAAAUUAUUUGGUGGUAUAUUUUCAUCAAAACAAAAUGAUAAAUUUUGUGGUACCGAUGCAAAAGUAUAUAGUAGCGAAUGUGAAUUAGCACAUGCAACUUGUUUACGUGGUGUUCAAUUGGCACAUGUUGGUGAAUGUUCAAAUAUUAAAGGAAAAGAAAAAGAUUGCGGUGAUCGUUGUACAACAUCAGAAGUUGAAAGUGGGCCAAUAUGUGGUUCUGAUUUAAAUACAUAUCCAUCGAUGUGUGAAUUUAAGAGACGUACAUGUGAAUCACAUGUUGUACCAAUUAAUUUAAAACAUUGUUUAUUAACACAAUAUUGUAAUGCUGAUUGUGAUUCACAACCAUCAAAUUUCGUUUGCGGUUCUGAUUUACAAUUUUAUAAAAAUGAAUGUCAUAUGAAACAGAAAAAUUGUGGUCGUCAUAUUUAUGUUGUACCAAUUGAUCGUUGUUUAGGUGCAUUUUCAUUUAAAGGUUGUGCUAGAAUAUGCCCAAAAGAAUUUGAACCAGUUUGUGGUACAGAUAAUAAAACAUAUACAAAUUUAUGUUUCUUGAAUUUAGAAAGUUGUCGAACAAGAAAUUUAGUAAGAUUACAAUAUUAUGGAUCAUGUGGAAAACCAGAAGAACCAAUGCAAAAUUAUUUAUAUUAAAAAUAUGAAAUAUUUUUAUUUUAUAUAUUAAUUUUUUUUUUCUGAAUAAUAAAAAUUAAAUAUAUGUAUUUUUAGAUAUUUGUAAUAGAUAUAAAGAUAAUUUUAUAAGAUAAUUUUUUUUUUAAUUAAAAUAUUUAUUUAUUAUUUCCUUUUCUGUAUAGUUUUUGUGUUUAUUUUAUUUUAUAUAAAUUAUAUAAUUUUUUUUUUUUUUGGAAAGUAAUCCGUAGUUUUACGUUAUUAUUAUUAUUAUCGUAUUUAUUAGAAAGGCAAAACAUGAAAAGAAUUUUCAUAGAUUAAAAAAUUUUUAUAGACAGCUUAUAUUUAUUUGUUUUAUAAAUAAAGACCUAA